Fusarium pseudograminearum CS3096 is the source of this 1074-nucleotide messenger RNA. RefSeq lists its product as uncharacterized. The coding region runs from base 1 to 1074 and encodes 357 amino acids. NCBI's taxonomy places the organism in Eukaryota, Fungi, Ascomycota, Sordariomycetes, Hypocreales, Nectriaceae. The transcript is spliced from 3 exons. The record is from RefSeq and is a predicted model, not a curated record.
AUGGUUGCUCAAGCUCAAGCUAUUUCCGUGUCUCUCAACGACCUCAAGGAUGGCAACAUCUCAUUCGAGACUCUUAAGCAAGCCUUUGGUCCAGACUCUCUUGGAAUUCUCGUCGUAAAGGAUGUCCCUCAAGAGUUUCCUGAACUUAGACAUCAGGCUCUUUCCUACGCCUCAUAUCUCGAAAAACUUGAGAAUGCUCGAGCAAAGUACCUGACUGGUUGGUCUCUCGGCAAGGAGACUCUCAAGAACGGUCAGGUCGACACCUUCAAGGGCUCAUACUACGCCAACUGCGCAUUCUACAUCGACCCAUCUCUCGAGUGCGCCAAGCCUACCCAGGAAUUCUCUACCGAUAACUUCCCCGAGUAUCUGUCCCCCAACGUCUGGCCGCCAGAGGAUGUACUUCCAGGCUUCAAGCCCUCCGUGACCUCUCUGUGCCGUCUCAUCAUUGAUGUAGCCGUCCUCGUCGCUCGCGCAUGCGAUCGCUUUGCUCAAGAGGAUAUCCCUGGCUAUCCCGCUGGAUAUCUCGAGCACGUCGUCAGCACGUCCAGUACCACCAAGGCUCGUCUUUUGCACUAUUAUCCUCAAGAGUCUGAGCCAUCUGCUGCUGGUGGCGACGAGGAUGACUGGUGUGCCACACAUCUCGACCACGGGUGUUUGACGGGUCUUACAUCAGCCAUGUUCAUCGACGAGCACAAGACCAGUCCUACUGUACCAGAUGUUACAAAUCUGAACGGUGCUUCUCUACCACCCCUCGAGGAACUUCCCUCAUCACCUGACCCAUCAGCUGGUUUGUACAUCAAGUCUCGCACUGGCGAAACCGUCCAAGUCAAGAUCCCUCGCGACUGCAUCGCAUUCCAGACAGGCGAGGCCCUGGAGCGUAUUACUGCUGGUCGCUUCAAGGCUGUGCCUCACUUCGUUAGAGGUGUACGAGCUAGUGUCAGCGACGGAAAGGUUGCCCGUAACACGUUGGCGGUCUUUACUCAGCCCAACCUGGGAGAAGAGGUUGAUAUUGAGCAACAUCUCACGUUUGGAGAGUUUGCUCGUGGUAUCGUUAACAAGAACACUGUAUCGUAA